UGGAGGGCGGGAGGGGCGGAGAGGGGCGGGGAGAGCAGGACCAGACCGACGGGGAGGGGCCGGCCGGGGAGAGCAGGAGUAGAAGCGAGGCUCGGCAGCAGGCGGGGAGCCAGGGCGCCCCGGGGUCCGGCACGCUCCGGGGAGGGUACUGGGAGGGCUCCCGGGAGCGCCACCGGGAGAGGAAGGUGAAGCGCAGGGCCAAGGGCACGAAGCAGGUCGAGAGUAAGUACCGGCUGGAGAAGAAGCCCAACCUCCCGCAGGAGCGGAGGCAGGCGGAGACCCAGAAGAACGUGGUCUUGAAGGGGGAGACGAGCGAAGCCUGCCCCCGCUGGUUGUCGGAGCAGCGACGACGGCCGCCCACCAUCCAAAUCAGCCUCUCCCCCAAACCUCGCCGCCAGUCGCAGUGGUCCUCGCUCUGCCACACCUCGGUCAGUGUCAUUAACGAGCUGGCGCAGAUGGGCGACCCAGACGUCCUGGAAAUGGUGCAGGAGGAAGAGAGAAUGUCCAAUAGAGAAGCAGAAUAUAUUUUCGGAAUGAAUGAGCAGUCCCUGAGCAGCAGAGAGACCAGCUUUCUCAUCAGUGAAGAACCAGCGUCUGCAAAGCGAUACAAUUUGUUCCUGAAGCGACGUCUUUUGUUUAAAAAAGAUGAACAAAGCAAAGAUUCUAUCUUCUUCCGAGAUGGGAUUAGGCAAAUUGAUUUUGUGCUCUCCUAUGUUGAUGAUUUAAAGAAAGAAGCAGACCCCAAGGCGGAAAGGAGAAAAGAAUUUGAACAAAAUCUCAGAAAAACAGGUCUUGAGUUGGAAAUUGAAGACAAAAGGAACUCUGAAGAUGGAAAGACGUAUUUUGUCAAGAUCCAUGCCCCUUGGGAGGUCCUAGUUACUUAUGCUGAAGUGUUGGGAAUCAAGAUGCCUAUUAAGGAGAGUGAUAUUCCUCUGCCUGAGAAUAUCCCAUUCAGCUGUAUGCUUGAGCCUCUGAAGCUCCCAAAGAAUGUGAAGCACCCUCAUCCUGAAUAUUUCACUGCCCAAUUCACCAGACAUCGGCAGGAACUCUUCCUCAUUGAAGACAAAUCAAGCUUCUUUCCGUCCUCAUCAAGAAACAGAAUUGUUUAUUAUAUUCUCUCACGGUGCCCUUUUGGCGUAGAAGAUGGGAAGAAAAAGUUUGGGAUUGAAAGACUGCUAACUUCUAAUACCUAUUCAUCUGCCUAUCCACUCCAUGAUGGUCAAUAUUGGAAGCCAUCAGAACCUCCUAACCCUGUCAACGAGAGGUACACACUUUGCCAGAAUUGGGCUCGGUUUUCCUAUUUUUACAAGGAGCAGCCUUUAGAUUUGAUUAGGGAUUAUUAUGGAGAGAAGAUUGGCAUGUAUUUUGUCUUUCUUGGAUUUUACACGGAAAUGCUGUCCUUUGCGGCUGUCGUUGGCUUAGCUUGUUUCAUUUACGGCUUAUUAUCCAUGGAUACUAACUCAAGCAGCACUGAAAUCUGUGACCCUAAGAUUGGAGGGCAGAUUAUCAUGUGCCCGCUCUGUGAUCUAGUGUGUGAUUAUUGGAGACUAAAUACUACGUGUUUGGCUUCAAAGAUCUCGCAUUUGUUUGAUAACGAGUCCACAGUGUUCUUUGCAAUAUUCAUGGGAAUUUGGGUCACAUUGUUUUUGGAGUUUUGGAAACAGCGACAAGCCAGAAUGGAAUAUGAGUGGGACCUGGUGGACUUUGAAGAGGAACAGCAGCAGCUUCAGCUGAGACCUGAAUUUGAAGCUAUGUGUAAACACAGGAAAAUAAAUGCAGUAACUAAGGAGAUGGAACCUUAUAUGCCUCUAUAUAGUCGCCUUCCAUGGUACUUUUUAUCAGGAGCUACGGUGACGUUAUGGAUGGCUCUUGUCAUUGCCUGUAUGGUAGCUGUGAUUGUGUACCGCCUGUCGGUCUUUGCUACAUUUGCUAGCUUUAUGGAAAGUGAAGCAUCCUUUAAGCAUGUCAAAAGUUUCCUCACUCCCCAGAUAACUACAUCACUCAGUGGAUCCUGCUUAAACUUUAUCGUCAUCUUGAUCUUGAAUUUCUUUUAUGAAAAGAUAUCUGCGUGGAUUACAAAAAUGGAAAUUCCUCGAACUUACCAGGAAUAUGAGAGCAGUCUUACCUUGAAAAUGUUCCUGUUUCAGUUUGUAAAUUUUUACUCGUCCUGCUUCUACGUAGCUUUCUUUAAAGGGAAGUUCGUGGGCUAUCCCGGAAAAUACACGUAUUUGUUUAAUGUGUGGAGAAGUGAAGAGUGUGAUCCUGGAGGCUGUCUAAUAGAAUUGACGACCCAGUUGACCAUCAUAAUGACUGGGAAACAGAUCUUUGGAAACAUUAAAGAAGCCAUUUAUCCUAUGGUUCUGAAUUGGUGGAGACGUCGAAAAGCUCGGACCAAUUCCGAAAAGCUAUACAGUCGAUGGGAGCAGGAUCAUGACCUUGAAACUUUUGGAUCUCUUGGGCUGUUCUAUGAGUACUUAGAAACAGUUAUCCAAUUUGGAUUUGUCACAUUAUUUGUGGCCUCUUUUCCUUUGGCUCCUCUUCUUGCUCUCUUGAAUAAUAUUAUAGAGAUCCGAGUAGAUGCCUGGAAACUUACAACUCAGUACAGGAGACCGGUAGCUGCUAAAGCUCAUAGCAUAGGUGUUUGGCAAGACAUUCUUUAUGGAAUGGCUGUCCUUUCUGUUGCAACUAAUGCUUUUAUUGUUGCAUUUACCUCGGACAUCAUUCCCCGUUUAGUUUACUACUAUGCCUACUCAAAGGAUGCCACUGCACCCAUGAAAGGAUAUGUCAAUGACAGCCUGUCAACAUUCCUGAUAGCUGAUUUUCCAAACCACACUGCACCUUGGGAGAAACGAGACUUCACCACUUGCAGGUACAGGGAUUACAGAUAUCCACCUGAUCAUGACCAGAAAUAUUUUCAUAAUAUGCAGUACUGGCACGUCCUUGCUGCCAAGAUGACUUUCAUCAUUGUUAUGGAACACGUUGUGUUUUUAGUUAAAUUUUUGUUGGCCUGGAUGAUUCCUGAUGUUCCAAAAGAUGUUCUGGAGAGAAUCAAGAGAGAAAAGUUAAUGACUAUCAAGAUUCUCCAUGACUUUGAGCUUAACAAAUUAAAAGAGAACUUGAGAGCUAAUUCAAGUGAACUUGCCAAAGAAGUCCUGAUUCAGGAAAACAAAACACAACUGGCUAAAUCAACAGUCUAAUCAACAUAAUGAACAAGCCACUGGUUGCCUGUUAGGCUUCACAAUUUUCCGUGGGUUUUCAGGCCAGAGGCCAGAAGCCACAUGUCAGUUUCACCCUGCCUCCUCCUCUUCCUUCUUCUUUUUUAACUGAGAGUUUUCUGUACCCUUUUACAGAGGCCAACUUUGUGAGGUUGGAAGAAUACCACUUGUCUGCUUCAUUGACUGAGCCCUCUGCAGAUAUUGUUUUCUGGAGUUCUAGAAAUGAUUGUUAAGAGUGCAUAUCAAAUCAGAAUAAUGGAAAAUCAUGGGAUGUUGCAGUUUAGAAUUAAACACUGGACUUGGGCUAUCCCAUCAUGUUCCAGUGCAUCUGCACAUUUUCAUGGUCUCCUAUUGGGUUGUUUUAUAACUUCUUCCCAUCAAGAAAAAUGUUGGGACAUGGAGAAAAGAAGUGAAGAGGCCUACUGAGCCAUCUAUAUCCUGCCAUCUUCGACCAUGUGAAUGAAACCCCCAAAUUAAACGACUUAAGAAAACUCAUUUAUUAAAUGCGUUGAGUAAAUAUCAUGGCAGGGAUUUGUUCUUGAAAUCAUCCUGAAUAAGGUAAACUUCCAUCAGAAUCCCAGAUAGCCCUUCCAGGUCAAUGCAGAAUUGAUUUUUCAAGAGACUGGACAUUUGGGUUUCAACAAAAGUCUAACAUCUCAGUUCUUUAAAGACGACAUUUUGGUAACGGCAAUUUCAAGUGUGGAUUGUUAUCUGGAAAACAGCAUUAAGUUGUUAGGUUGCUUCAGUUCUUUAAGAAAAUGAAAGAUAUUGUAGAGAAGUAAAUGUGUCUUCUUACUAGUUAACAAACACAAGACAAUGAAUAUUGAUUAAUUUGUUGAGCUUAAUCUAUAAAAAAUUGUUGAAUUUUUAAAAAUCAUUUUUCUUCUACAAUGUGUAUUUUGCAUCAUGAAACCUGUUUGAGCAUUAGCUCUUUGUAUAAGUUAGGUACAAGUUGUUUAUGAAAUGGGUUUACACUUUUAAUGGGUUUACACUGUUUUCUAUUGAUGCAUUCAUUGCUCCAUAGAGUGCUCAGUGCCUUGUCCCUAUGCCUUUGACACACAAGAAGUGGUUGUGCUGUUCAUCUGAUGUGAUGUAACAUCUCAAAUGUUAGCUUCUUUUAGAGAAAUUGUCAAUUUAACAUUAUUCAUGGAGUUUAACACCAGAAGAUCAACCAAGGAAGAAGGGGGUGAUGGAUUUGAUAGCUAAGUGAGAAAAAAUUAAUUGAAUGAUUUCUCUCAUAUGUAGGCCUAUGGCACAUGUACACCUGUUCUUCUUUCUCUUAAAAAUACUUCAUCCAUAUUUUUAACAUUAUAGAGUGAGAGAUACAGUUCAGUUAUAUAGUAUUUACGUCCAUAGCUUCAAAUUACACUUCAGUUCCCAAAAAAUGGUGUUUUUUUAAAUUGUAUACAAAAGGAGAAACUUUAUCACAAGAUUUUUUUAGGUAGUAUUUCAUUAUUUGAUCCUAAUACAUUUUUGUAGAAUUGCCAAUAUUAAGUACAUGGCAGGUGGUAUUAACUGGUGUUCAGUAUUAAGCAUUUAGAAAUGAGGAUUAUGAAUUUUAUAAAACCAUGAGACAGUUACCCCAAUAUUGGCAGUAAUGAUUUGGCAUCCACUGGGUAUAUUUAAAAAAAACAUUUUUGUGUAAUUUAAAAUGAUCUCAUUAUUGAAAAAAUCAUUUCAUAAGAAGAGGAGACCUAUUUUUUGCUUGAGAACACCAGUCAAUGUUACUAUGAAAUAAGCCACAGAUGCAGUAUCUUUGGCUUGUGAAAUCAAACUCUUUGUUACUACAGUGUUGUCCCUUGUGCACAGCUCAUACAUAUUGCUUUCUUCCAGGUGCUAAUAAAAAUAAGGAAGAGUGUGGAAAUUGGUUUCUUGGAUAUAAGUUUUAGUUUGUAUGGCUUAACAGUAUUUAUAGAUCUAGAGUGUUAAAUAAAGACAAAUCAAACUCGUAAAAUUAUCUGUACACCGCAAUCUUAAAACAAAAUCAACUCAAGUGUCAGGUUUCUAGAAUGUAUGGAGAAACUAGCAAGAGAGGAAAUCAUUUGAAGACAAGCAAAUAGUUCCAAUGAUUGGUAGAAUCAUUUGUGUUGUUAAUGGAGGGCUGAAUUUAGAGACUACCAAGUGUAGGUUGAGAUUUAUCAGCAUGGCUGAUGUUUUCAUCAUCCAGUCAAACCCAAACUUUCUUUUUUUCCAGAAAUGUUCCGGGAAACACUUGAGAUUUUAUUUGAAAUAAUUUUAAGUGCAAAAGCCAAAAAAAUUACAUAACUCUUUUCAAAUGUCAUCUCUAAUCCUUGCCUUCAUCAGUUUUUCUUUGCACACAAGAAGCAAAAUCCACCUCAAAACAUUUAUUUUAGAGGAAUCCAUCAAGAAGGGAGUAUCUUAAUUAAAUGGGCUGCUGUCUUAUCUUUGUUGCAUCUCAUGAUUUCUCUUGGCUUUAACAUUCUUCUCUCAGCUAAGCCAUUAAGCAGCUUAUCAAGGAGAAGAUGCAAAGACGAUGAUAAUGAAGAGGAGGGGCAGAGGAAGAAGGAGAUAAAAUAGUGUUCUCUCCUUAUGAAGCUGUGCAUGCUUCCAUGGGGAGAGGCGCAGUGAGGCAGCAUGGUGCAGCUGUGGGUAGUGAGAGGAAUGUCUCUCCUAAGCCAUCUCAGUGAGGAUGAGAGAAAAGCCAAAGAAGUUUCAAGCUGAAAACUACUAGGUGUCAAAAGUAAAACUUGGAUUCCAAAGUGCCUGUGUAGCAUCAGCUGCUAUGGGUAGCCCUGGAUCUCUGUUGAUGGACUCCAGUUGAGGGUGAGGAGUUUGUAUCACUCAUUCAACAGGGGAGUCUGUUUGUUUUGGAAGAACCUCUCUAUAAUAGUUGUUUUUAAUUAGCAAUAGUUAUUAUGUUAUCAAAGAAUGUUAAUAGGGAACAGAGCAUUGCCAGAGUACCAUUGACUAGACUUUGAAGUCUGCCACCGUCAUUGACUAUAACUAUUAUAUUAUUCUUUUUCUGGACAGAUCUUUACUCUUCUGCUUUAUGUAUGAUAAUUCAGGUAUGUCACCUAUUCCAGCAUUAUGUAAAAAUUCAUGGGAAUAUUAAAAAGAAUAGCAAAAAUUCAUGAGAAUAUUAAAAAGAAUAGCAUAGUUCAAAGUGUAUGAGAUUCCAGCUUCAACUCCCCCACCCCCAUAUUUGACUAGCAUAUCUUUCCUGUGAGUGAUUCUGUGCCAUGGUGUUAACCAAGAAAAUGGGUACUCCUUUUUCUUUUCUCUUGUCUGCUGUUUUCCCUCCCCCGAGGAGGUGGGAAUGGAGGUAUACAGGGAAAGUUGCUCUUAAGUAACCUGUACAUCAAUCUCAAGAGAUUCAAACUCAUGCAGUGAAUAAAUACUUUGGCAUGAACUCAAUUUAUUCUUCCAGUAAAACAUUGAUAUGAUUCCUC
Herpailurus yagouaroundi (jaguarundi) is the source of this 6625-nucleotide messenger RNA. RefSeq names its product anoctamin 5 (gene ANO5). Gene Ontology annotation, molecular function: protein dimerization activity; chloride channel activity. The transcript has 22 exons. Gene Ontology annotation, cellular component: plasma membrane. Bases 456 to 3197 code for a protein of 913 amino acids. Gene Ontology annotation, biological process: chloride transmembrane transport. The record is from RefSeq and is a predicted model, not a curated record. Lineage: Eukaryota; Metazoa; Chordata; Mammalia; Carnivora; Felidae.